Mesocestoides corti is the source of this 573-nucleotide messenger RNA. The record is from the annotation of a GenBank genome assembly. NCBI's taxonomy places the organism in Eukaryota, Metazoa, Platyhelminthes, Cestoda, Cyclophyllidea, Mesocestoididae.
AUGGCGACGAUUACUGGUCCAGGAUCUCACGUCAAAAAGACUUCGUUUGCUGAUCUGAAACUUAAAGCGUUGGGUCACCGGAGUCACGAUCUCACCAAAUUCAGUCUCCCGAAGAACGGGAGGACAGUGGGUGGCAGUGAAAUCGCCAAUGCCCUAAACGUGGGCGAGGGCAAAUGCGGCUGGCUUGAUCAUCCCGUCAUGAUAUCUUCACAAAUUUUCAAAACACGCCCCGAAAGCACUCUGACAGGUCUGAGGUCGCCGGGCGCUGGAGGGAAGACGCGACAGGAGUCCACAGAUAGUGGCUGCGGCGGCGGCGGCGGCAACAGGGACAGGCCACUCCCCGUUUCCUCGUUCACCACUAACACUGGCAUCGUCCGUUGUAACUGUCAUGAUGAGGUGGCUAAAACUGGUCGCCUGGGGGUCACGGCGACUGAACAGGCAGCACAACCCGCCAUCGCCUCGACCUCACCUCUUCCGAUCCCAUUGAGUCCCGAAACCAAGCCAGAACCACUCCGCACGACUAGAGGUGGUCGAUGUGUCGGUUUUCUGGAACACUUCGUGUCUAUGCUGUAG